AUGAACCUAUCCAAAAUAGAAUCUGGUUUGCUAAAGCUAAAAAGUUUAAAAAAUCUCAAAUUAACAUAUAAUAAAUUUCCCCGAUUGAACAAUAUUUAUUUCUCUGAUCCGAUAGAAUAUUUGGAUUUAUCCGAUAAUGUAAUUAAAAGUAGUGAAAAUGUUUCAUUUCCAAAACACUUGGUUACCUUAAAAUUAGCUUUUAAUAGACUAAGAGUUUUUAGAGAUUUAAUUGGCUGCGAUAGACUAGUUGAACUAAAUUUAAGAAACAAUUCCAUUUCGAAAAUCAAUGAUGUCUCCAAAUCCAAAAAAUCAGAGCGACUUGAGUUGUUAUUGAAUUCUCUGAAAAAUAUUGAAAACCUAAAUGCAUUGCCAAAUUUAAAAGAAUUAUACCUCGUUGUGAGCCAAUUUACAGCAUUCAAAAACUUGAAGGGCUAUCGAAUUUAA
Ascoidea rubescens DSM 1968 is the source of this 444-nucleotide messenger RNA. RefSeq names its product L domain-like protein. The record is from RefSeq and is a predicted model, not a curated record. The transcript has a single exon. Lineage: Eukaryota; Fungi; Ascomycota; Saccharomycetes; Ascoideales; Ascoideaceae. Gene Ontology annotation, molecular function: protein binding. The coding region runs from base 1 to 444 and encodes 147 amino acids.